AUGGGUGUUGUCAAGAAGAAAAGAUCGCAUCAUGGCAAGGCUUCGCGCCAACAAUACUACACCGGGGUACAGGUCGGGGGAGUAAGCAGCAUGGGCGUGAUAAACAAUAAUAUCCCGUCAUUGACGAGCUUUGCCGAGGAAAACAACUACCAGUACGGAUACGGCGGCUCUAGUGCGGGCAUGAAUGGCAGGACGCUUACUUACGCACAACAACAGCUUAACAAGCAAAGACAGGACUUCGAACGAGUACGACUUAGACCGGAACAGCUCAGCAAUAUCAUACAUGACGAGAGCGACACGAUAUCGUUCCGAUCCAAUCUUCUAAAGAACUUUAUAAGCUCGAACGAAGCAUUCAAUAUGCUGAGUUUGACGACGGUACCGUGCGACAGAAUUGAGAGGUCUAGAGUGUUCAGUGACCAGACGAUGAGAUAUCUCGUGCAAAAACAGCACGAGUUGAAAUCACACGCUGCAGAAGUGGAAGAAAAACCACCAGCGCCACUUAAAUACACCGAUCGCAUUGCAGCUGCAGAGAACGGAACCUAUAGCUCAAAGGACUUAAUAGACUCUGUCUUCGAGCAAGGCAGCCGUUUGAGGCAUCAGAGGGAUAGCAUUGUCGUGCAUCGUGAUGAUUCCGCCCUAGUGGGCACGCUUCGCGGCGAUCUCCGGGAAGCGCCCGCGGACUACUGGACCCAUGCCUACAGGGAAGUUUUGGCACAAUACCACGAAGCCAAGCACCGCAUCAGGCAAAAGGAAGCAACUGUAAGCGAAGGGCACAAUGAAGCGAGCUUGCAGCAGCAACAUUCUCAACAGCAGCAACAAGUAGCUGCUACGGUUGCCCCGUCAAGUCCUCAUUCAACUGCAGCGCAGAAGGAACGGGUACCCGCCGUGGAGGAGGACCCACUGGAGAACAUGUUUGGAGAUUAUACUAAUGAGCCGUUCAACACAAAUUUCGAUGAUGAGUUUGGAGAUCUCGAUGCAGUGUUUUUCUGA
Saccharomyces mikatae IFO 1815 is the source of this 990-nucleotide messenger RNA. RefSeq names its product Snf6p (gene SNF6). Lineage: Eukaryota; Fungi; Ascomycota; Saccharomycetes; Saccharomycetales; Saccharomycetaceae. The transcript has a single exon. The coding region runs from base 1 to 990 and encodes 329 amino acids. The record is from RefSeq and is a predicted model, not a curated record.